AGCUGUGCCAGCCAAUGGGUUGGAGGGACAGGAACGGAUGAAGUUGGUGGGCGGGGAAUAAAUGAAGCAUCUUUUUUUCUCCUCCGCUUAGAGGCGACGGUGCGGCGGUGCGGCCAGGGUCACAGGAAUUAUCCAGCCUGCCUGCACUGUUAGAUGAAGAGAAAACAGUGAUUUAAACAAAGUGCCAACAAGGGAUUGUCCCUGGUUUUUGUACUUUUUAAGCAUUCAUCAAAUUCUUUUCACAUCUUCUCUUAACUGUAGAAACUGCAUUUAAGUUAGAAAGAUGAAGCAAUUGAAAAGAAAAAGGAAAAGCAAUUUCAGCGUUCAAGAAACACAGACCCUUUUGAAAGAAAUUACAAAAAGGAAAGAAGUUAUUUUUUCCAAGCAGCUAAAUACAACAAUUAAUGUGAUGAAGCGAAUGGCUUGGGAAGAGAUUGCGCAGUGCGUGAAUGCUGUAGGAGAAGGAGAGCAGAGGACGGGGACGGAGGUGAAAAGACGGUACCUGGACUGGCGAGCACUUAUGAAGAGAAAGAGAAUGAAGGCAAACAUUAAGCUAGUUGGUUCUGGCUUUCCUCUCCCCACAUCCGAUUUAGAUGACUCUCUCACUGAAGAGAUAGAUGAAAAGAUUGGAUUCCGAAAUGAUGCAAAUUUUGAUUGGCAGAAUGUGGCAGAUUUCAGGGAUGCAGGUGGAUCCUUAACUGAGGUCAAAGUGGAAGAGGAGGAAAGGGACCCACAGAGUCCUGAAUUUGAGAUUGAAGAGGAAGAAGAAAUGUUGUCAUCCGUCAUACCAGAUUCCAGGAGGGAAAAUGAACUUCCUGAUUUCCCUCACAUUGAUGAGUUUUUUACCCUUAACUCAACACCAUCUAGAUCGUAUGAUGAGCCCCAUUUGCUUGUAAACAUAGAGAAACAGAAACUAGAGUUGGAAAAACGACGACUGGAUAUUGAGGCUGAAAGACUGCAGGUAGAGAAGGAACGCCUACAGAUUGAGAAGGAGAGGCUGCGGCAUUUAGACAUGGAGCACGAGCGACUUCAGCUGGAGAAGGAGCGGCUGCAGAUUGAAAGAGAGAAAUUGAGGUUACAGAUAGUCAAUUCAGAGAAACCAUCCUUGGAAAGUGAACUUGGCCCAGCAGAAAAGUCCGUGCUUCAACCACAGGACAUAGAAACGGAGAAGUUAAAACUUGAGCGAGAACGCUUGCAAUUGGAAAAAGAUAGGCUGCAGUUUUUGAAGUUUGAAUCCGAGAAGCUGCAGAUUGAAAAGGAACGCUUACAAGUAGAGAAAGAGAGACUUCGAAUUCAGAAGGAAGGACACUUGCAGUGAAUAUUCUAGGUCUUCGUUUAGCAAAUGUUUGUAAAUCUUAGAUUUUUCUCUGUAUCCAAUAAUAUCAAGGUGAUUGUGGGUUUUUCUCUAUAUCCAAUAAUAUCCAGAUGAUUGCGGGAUUAGUUUUUUUUUUUCCCCUGUAUAAUGUCAGUGUUUUCAAUAGGAAAAAGAUGAUUGUAUGUGAGUAAUGAAUGCCUAAGUAGCAUAUGUAAAAACUAUAUGUGCCCUAGCAUAAACUUUAUAGCAGAAACUAUUGUGCUGUACUCUUAGUAACAUCACAUAGCCUUGUAUAAUCUGUGCAGAGUUUACAAUUACGUUAAUCUAAAAUUCUAGUCCAGUGGUUCUCAACUGGGGGUGGUUUUGCUCCCUAGGAGACAUUUGGCAGUGUAUAGAGACAUUGUCACAAUUGGGAGGGGAGCUGUUAACUACCAUUUAAUGGAUAAAGAAUUAGCUAAUCCAAAGUGUCCAUAGUGCUGAGGUUGAGAAACCAAAUCCUAACUAGAAUGUGCAUCUCUAAAGCUUUGUUUUACAGUGUCAGAAUAUUUAAAACCUAAGAUAUUUAUGUGGGUAGGUACUUAAAUAGCCAAAAACUUGAACUAUGAAACAUUACUUUGUAGAAUAUUGAAUAUAGAAAGUGAUGAAGAUUAUACAUAUUUUAUUCCCUUGUGUCCAUCUAUGAAUAGCCUUCUGAGAUUCAGAAAACAAUACUGGGAAUAUCAGAGAUUGUCCUACAGUGAGACACUUUGAAAACAAGUUUAUUCAUCUAGCUAUUGAUGGUUUGUAAGCAAAACAUAGUUUUAAAGCUUUAGGUCCUUUGAAUCCAUUGUCUUAUUUCUGAUUAAAAAAAAAAAAAUUGUCAGUUCAACCAUGUUCUAAAAUCUCAAGCACUGAGUGGUUGAAGCUGUUAAAAAUUGAACCAGUGUAAAAAAUGGGGAAACCCUGGUGGCGUAGUGGUUAAGUGCUACGGCCGCUAACCAAGAGGUUGGCAGUUCGAAUCCACCAGGCGCUCCUUGGAAACUCUAUCGGGCAGUUCUACACUCUCCUAUGGGGUCACUAUGAGUUGAAAGUGACACCAGUGGGUUUUGUUUUUUUUGGUAAAAAACAGUACCAGCAGUCUAUGAGUUUGAACCCAGCGAGUUAUUGUCUGACUUUUAAAAUGAAUAAUAGCUAUUUGGGAGUUGGGGGAGGAGAGAAUUUCUUCUGCAUCAAAUGAUGGUGAAAUAAUGGUUGUCGUUGUGCAUUUUGGGUUGGCAGGAGCACUUAUCACACAGUGACCCAAUCUGUAGAACAGUUCUUGAGAGUAGUACCUAUUAUUCUUCAUUGCGAGGCCCAGAGAAGUAACCUCAUGUCAUUGUAGUAUAUUUUGUAUUCGCCCUUCCCUAAGGAACAAAGAUUGUAAUGUUCAGUCCCGUUGUUACUUACUCUGAGAAACCAAGGCUUGCUUAGCCUGGUGAUGUGCCUUCAGUCCUCUGAAGGUGCUUUUUCCACAAUCAAGUUAUGAUUUAGUUCUCUGGAGAUGGUGGAUAAGCCACCCUAGAGUUAAUACAUUCUCAUCCUAAACCUGAGAGUGAGGUCUUUCAUUAUUUCCAUAACUUUUGUGACCAUGAAAUUCACUGAAAAAAGAGAAAAGGAAUAGAAGUAUUUUCAUUAGAUGGUCGUCUUCAAAGUGUGGUUUCCCAUACCAGCAGCAUCAGCUUCACCUGGGAACUUGCUCAGCAAUAGAAGUUCUUAGAUCCCCUUCCAGAUCUAUUGAAUCACAUUAGAGUCAGGUCCCAGCAAUUUUUUUUAACAAACCAUCAAGGUGAUUCUGAUGCACACUAAAGUUUGAGAAUUUCUGCACUAUAUCACUUUGUGUUUUCUGAUUUCUGGGCCUGAUACAUAGCUUUAAGGCAUUUCUUACAUUGAUAGGCACUACCUUGAUCCUGUGUUGGUUCUUUUUUAAUUAAAGAAUAGCUUGAAACCAUAUGUGGUAUUUGAAUAGGGGUAGACAAGGAAAAAAUUUACUUCUCUGUAGUUACCCUGACUUUGAAAUAGUGUUAUUUUUUUAUAACUGAAAUAAAUGCUUCUACUGUAGAAAUAAAUUUGCCUAAACCAUCUGAAA
This is a messenger RNA of Loxodonta africana (African savanna elephant), 3419 nucleotides long. RefSeq names its product Myb/SANT DNA binding domain containing 4 with coiled-coils (gene MSANTD4). The transcript has 3 exons. The record is from RefSeq and is a predicted model, not a curated record. The coding region runs from base 284 to 1318 and encodes 344 amino acids. Lineage: Eukaryota; Metazoa; Chordata; Mammalia; Proboscidea; Elephantidae.